AUGGCUGUACCACGGCCUCAACCACUGUCAUUGGAACCACGGCAACAAACCUCCUCGUACUGGCUUGCCCAGAUCCAACGACAGGGGACUGUAGCUUUCGGCAAUGACCCGAACUACAAAAUCUUCCGCAACGUGAAAGACUAUGGUGCAGUUGGUGACGGUGUGACCGAUGAUACAAGUGCCAUCAACAAUGCCGUUACCGACGGGGCAAGAUGUGGCCAAGGCUGCGACAGCUCGACCACUGUCCCUGCCAUUGUCUACUUCCCACCCGGAAAAUACGCAGUCUCGGCUCCCAUCAUCCAAUACUACUACACACAAUUCGUGGGUGACGCAGUGGACGUCCCAACCAUCGUGGCCAUGGCCAAUUUCGAAGGCCUUGCCGUUCUCGAUACCGACCCAUACAUUCCUGGAGGAAAUGGAGCCCAGUGGUACACCAAUCAAAACAAUUUCUAUCGUCAGAUUCGGAACUUCAUCAUCGAUACUACACAAAUGCCUGAGGAUCAGGGUGCUGGCAUUCACUGGCAAGUGGCACAAGCCACCAGCCUGCAGAAUAUCGUUUUCAACAUGGCCCCGAAGAGCCCAACCAACAAGCAACAGGGUAUCUUCAUGGACAACGGAUCUGGCGGCUUCAUGUCCGACCUCGUUUUCAACGGCGGAAACUAUGGCGCCUUCCUCGGCAAUCAGCAAUUCACCUCUCGGAAUAUGACCUUCAACGACUGCAACACAGCGAUUCUCAUGAACUGGAACUGGCUAUGGACAUUCAAAUCGCUUAACAUCAACGGUUGCGACAUUGGCAUUGAUAUGUCCAACUUGGCUAAUGGUGUUAACCAGACUGUUGGAUCUGUGAUUGUCCUGGACAGCGUUAUGGCAAACACCCCUGUGGGAAUCAAGACUUCUUAUAACCAAACAAGUCAACCCACGACUGCAGGUACACUGGCUCUGCAAAACGUCGACUUCAGCAGCACUUCGAAGGCCAUUGUCGGUGCAAAUGGUGUCGACCAAAUACUUGCUGGAGGAAGUGUCGUAGCAUCUUGGGGUCAAGGUGAUGCUUAUCGACCUGUCGCUGGGAGCCAAUAUGGCAAACGACAACCACAAGCUGUACCAAGCUCGUCGUCAUCAGAAUGCGCCAUGUCUACUACGACAACGACUGUAACACUGUCCCAAACAGCGGACCAAUCGAUGACGACUGCCACCGUAACAGUCUCAGCUCUACCGUCAUCCAGCGUCAGUGCAUCGCCAAUGGCACCUCCCAACUUCACCGCGGUAGGCAACUAUUCUGCAGUCGUAGCCAACUACUCUGUAGCGACUGCAAUAGCGUCCGCUUCGUCCUCGUCAAGAGUGUGUCAAACUUCCCCGGUCUCCCUCCAGUCAUCGCGAGUGCAACAGGCUUUGACCGCUCCGACUCUACCCGCAUCUCUCAUGAAUGGUAACGCAAUAUUCGAGCGAUCCAAGCCUCAAUAUGAGGACGUCCCUGCGUCGUCAUUCACCAGUGUCAAGUCUGCUGGGGCGAAAGGAGAUGGUGUUACUGAUGAUACGGCGACACUGCAGAGCAUCUUCAACAGUGCGACUGAAGGCCAAAUUAUCUACUUCGACCAUGGUGCAUACAUCGUGACCGACACCCUACAGAUUCCCAAAAACAUCAAGAUCACUGGGGAGAUUUGGCCUUUGAUCAUGGCCAAAGGUGACGCUUUCACUGAUAUCAAUAAUCCAAAGCCAGUGCUACAGGUCGGUUUGCCAGGCGACACCGGCUCUGUAGAAAUUUCGGAUCUGAUCUUUGAAACCAUGGGCGCUCUGCCGGGUGCUAUCAUGAUGGAGUGGAAUGUCGCCGAGGAGUCUCAAGGAUCCUGUGGCAUGUGGGACGCCCAUUUCAGAGUUGGAGGAACUGCUGGUACUCAGCUGCAGCAGGACACUUGUCAGGCCAACGUGACUGGGUCGUUCCAGUUCAAACCGGAGUGUGCCGGAUCAUUUUUGAUGAUGCACGUCACUCAGCAAGCAACUGCGUACCUGGAAAAUGUGUGGUUUUGGGUUGCUGAUCACGAGCUUGAUAUCGCCACACACAACCAAACCGACAUCUUCAACGGCCGAGGACUGCUGGUCGAAAGCCAGGGCCCCAGCUGGUUCUAUGGCACCUCUUCGGAGCACAGCCAGCUGUACAACUACCAAUUCUCGAAUGCCCAGGACAUUUUUAUGGGUGCGAUCCAGACAGAGACUGCAUACAUGCAAGCCAGUCCGGACGCUCUCAAUGGAGGAUUCCCACCCAACGCAGCUUUCACGGAUCCAACAUUUGCCGACUGCACCACAGAAUCAUGCAAGAAGACAUGGGGUUUGCGCAUUGUCGAUUCGAGUGAUAUCUACAUGUAUGGCGCCGGGCUUUACAGCUUCUUUGACAACUACAUUCAGACCUGUCUUGACACUGAAUCCUGUCAAGAGAACAUGGUCGAUAUCCAGUGCUCGACCAAUGUGAAUCUGUUUGGAUUGACAACCAAGGCGUCAACCAACAUGGUCAAUGUUGACGGGACUCCAGAGAUUUUCCAGAAGGACCACACCAACUUGUUCGGUCAGACCUUGAUGCUUUUCCAAACAUAA
Messenger RNA from Exophiala xenobiotica, 2586 nucleotides. RefSeq lists its product as uncharacterized. The record is from RefSeq and is a predicted model, not a curated record. NCBI's taxonomy places the organism in Eukaryota, Fungi, Ascomycota, Eurotiomycetes, Chaetothyriales, Herpotrichiellaceae. The transcript is spliced from 2 exons. The coding region runs from base 1 to 2586 and encodes 861 amino acids.